AUGUGGCAUCGUUGCCAGGGAAGGUUGCUUAUUUCUGCCUUUCGCGUGAAGUUCAGGCAAUUGACGUCGCUCUCGUUCAACAGGAACGACCUAUCUGAGCUGAAAUCGCUCCCUGCGAAGCAACUAGGCAAAAUAGCUCUAGAUGUGUCUAGAUACAGUAACAGCGACAUACAUCUUUGGAGAACCUUCGUCGAGUGCUGUUCACUGAAGGUAGAUUCCUUCGAUGGCAAGGACACGUUGCGGGUUUGGAAGGCGAUAUGCGCCUUCUACCGCAAUUACGACCAUGUCGUGAGAGCGGAAGAUGCCGAUUUCAUAAACCAGCUUAUUAUUCGAAGUCAUGAAGUGAGCAGCGCGUACACGUGCGACGAGCUCAGCCAGUUGGCCGAGUUCGUUUGCGACUUCGCAGCCACCAACAACCACCUGAUGGAGGGGGCGACAUUGCUGUUUUCUAAAAUCAGUGUCAUGUUCAACCUUCGUCUUGCCGAGGCUCUACCAUACGGCGUAGUGCGGUUGUUGGUGUCGUUUUCCCGUCUGGGUAUUAAGGAUGGUCACCUUUUGGAAUCUCUUGCUAGUUUCAUUUGUAAAAGUGACGGGUUUAGUGAGCACGAUCUGCGAACCAUAUUGACGUCGUAUGCGCUCUGCAGUUAUCGCAACGAUGCGCUGCUCAAGCAUGCCACGGAUAGGUUUAAGGCACUUCCCGGGAUUACCCUUAACGAGCUUGCCAUACUGUCGUUUGCAUAUGCAACGUUGGAAUAUAGUACCCCGGAUGUGCAGGCGCUUUUCCAACGUCACCUUGGCAACGAGGCUGAAGACUCCGGCACGGGCAUACUGAAUACGGAGGGCCCCAACGUUGAUUUGUCACUCUUUUGUUCGAAUUUAGAUAGUCUGGGUGUCCCAAUGCCACGCAAUGUGAUAGAAAUAAUCAACAUAGAGACGCUUUCUUCGGAGAGUUUUUUUAAGGUGGUGCAUCUGCUUGCGCCGAACGCCGCAUCACAACAGAAGGUGUCGGAACUGUACUACGAAUACGAAGGUCUGGGAACAUUUUGGGACCAUAUGAGGGUGCUAGAAUACGUAACAAAGGGGCAGUUUGAAUCGCAGCAGUUCUUGCGGAAAGUGUACAGCAAUUUGCGCGAUAUGAUUCUGCAUGCUGACGGCGUCCCCGGACGUGCGGAGUUCCCGCAUCGGUUUUAUGAGUCUGAUGCCAUUACUUCACGCAAAGAACAAAAAUGUAGCAGCACCAAUGAAAAUGUAGUGCAUGGUAACGAAAGUGAGAACCAUGUCAGCCGGGAACCAGAGGAAAACACCAUCGACCGUAAGGACCAAACUGGAGUGCCGACGGAAAAUACGGAGCAUUCUGACAAGGCGCUUAGCGCGUUCAUGAUACUCUUACUACGCAUACCUCCCGUUAUAACAACAGGAAUAUUCGAUACGCUUGCAUUCGCGGAUAGAUGCAGACUUUCCCCCAAAUCGUUAUGCGACCUGGUUUUGUUGGCAUCUAAGGCGCUCGUGGAUUCUGCAAGCGGUAUUGAGCAACGAUUGGAGGAUCUUGCCAGUGAUAAUGGCACCACACUGCUAGAGGUGAUCGAGUCGCACAUCUCUACUAGCGACGUGUCUAGAGCCCCUUGGGUGCUUAGCGCGGAUUUGGAAUCUUACUUGGGUGAGGAUGUCGACGUUAGGUGCAAUAUCGGCAUACUUCCGGUGGUAGCCGUGCUGAAGAAAGAAAAUGUUGCCGUUUUACCUCUAUAUCCGUCCGACUUUGUGAGUUUGGGGGGAGAAUCUGCGUCGGCUGGUGAGCCGUGGUCCCCGCCGGGAACCGGAGCCCACGCUAGCGUCUACGCCACCGUAUAUUAUCUGCGUAAGCAUGGAUUCCGAGUCUGCCCGUUGUCAUAUUUGCGCUGGUGUAUGCGUGGUGAGGGCGUCAAUGGAGCCUUCCUUACCGUCGCCACGGCUACCGCGGCCUCCGACCCGGGUGGCAUCCAUCUAAACAUAGGUAUUUUGACCUUCUUGACAAUCGGCUUAGACUUCUCAGAGUACCCGAAAGAUGAGCAAAACGGCAAGCUCGACGUCGCAACCGGUGACGGCGCCGCACCUUCCGACAUAAGGACGCCUGUCGUCAUAAUCGCACCCAAGCCUCUGGUCGACUACGAGCGACUGUAUAAGAAGAUGAUGCACAGUGCUCCUUCUGAGAAGGGCCAUGCAAAUAUAGGUGGGUUGCUGCUUUGCAUUCAUCAUAAAGUGUCAAAGAGAAGGAUUUACUGUACAACAAGAAAGUCGCGUACUCCGACCCGUCAUCACGUCGCCAGCUUUUGUUUGAGGUGCGUACGCUUGCAUGCUAUUGCGUCACCAUGCCCAGCUGCUGAAGGAAGCCGAGGCGGAUUUAGCAUUUUACCGCGCCGACUACAGCGAAAUGGAGCUGGUAAGCAAUAG
This is a messenger RNA of Babesia ovata, 2427 nucleotides long. Its product is annotated as Streptococcus pyogenes, putative. The transcript is spliced from 6 exons. The record is from RefSeq and is a predicted model, not a curated record. Bases 1 to 2427 code for a protein of 808 amino acids. Lineage: Eukaryota; Apicomplexa; Aconoidasida; Piroplasmida; Babesiidae.